CUGAAUGUUUACGGAAGGGCUUUAUCUUGCAGCAGUUGGCUAUUUAAACCUCAAGUAGUCUCUCGUGUCUGUCCAGUCCUGCAGCUCCUUUCUUGCUCAACUGACCCCUCGUUUUUUUUUGUUGCAAAAAUGGCCACAGCUGGUAAGGUCAUCAAGUGCAAGGCGGCAGUGGCCUGGGAGCCCAACAAGCCUCUGGUGAUGGAGGAGAUUGAGGUAGCCCCGCCUGAGGCCAACGAGGUCCGCAUCAAGGUUGUGGCAACCGGGCUGUGCCACACGGACCUGUAUCAUCUCUUUGAGGGUAUGCAUGAACAAGGCUUCCCAGCUGUCCUUGGUCAUGAAGGAGCCGGCAUUGUAGAGAGCGUUGGGCCUGGAGUCACUGAAUUUCAACCAGGAGACAAGGUGAUUCCUCUGUUCAUCGCCCAGUGUGGAGAGUGUCGCUUCUGUAAGAGUCCUAAGACCAACGAGUGUGAGAAAGGAUGGGCCGCUGAUAAUCCUGAUGUGAUGGCAUCACCAGAGUCCAGGUUUACCUGUAAGGGCAAGAAGGUGCUGCAGUUUAUGGGAACCAGUACCUUCUCUGAGUACACUGUGAUUAACCAGAUGGCUGUGGCUAAGAUCGACCCUGCAGCCCCUCUGGAAAAAGUCUGUCUCCUCGGCUGUGGUAUCUGCACAGGAUAUGGAGCAGCAGUUAAUACUGCUAAGGUGGAACCAGGCUCCACAUGUGCUGUGUUUGGCCUUGGAGCCGUGGGUUUGGCUGCAGUCAUGGGCUGCAAGUCUGCAGGAGCCGAGAGGAUCAUCGCCGUGGAUAUCAAUCCAGAGAAGUUUGAGAAGGCUAAGGUGUUUGGCGCGACCGACUUUGUGAACCCCAAGGAUCAUGAUAAACCCAUCAGUGAAGUGCUUGCUGAGAUGACCAACGGAGGAGUGGACUUCUCCCUGGAAUGUGUCGGGAAUGUGAAAGUCAUGCGCAGUGCCUUGGAGUCUUGUAUACCAGGUUGGGGCGUCAGCGUGAUUGUUGGCUGGACAGACAUGGAGGAUUUUUCUGCCCGACCCGUUCAACUCAUCUCUGGACGCACAUGGAAGGGUUCCCUGUUUGGAGGAUUUAAGAGUAAGGAUGGCGUGCCUUAUAUGGUCAAAGCCUACCUGGACAAGAAGGUGAAGCUGGAUGAGUUCAUCACUCACAACAUGGCCUUGGACAAGGUCAAUGAUGCCAUUGAACUGAUGAAAGAAGGCAAAUGCAUCCGGACAGUCCUGAGUGUUUCUCCACAGUAAGACCAGUGUGUGGCUUUCAGUGGCACCAAACUGAGUGAAUGACCUGCAGCUGUGUUUUACUGAAUCUAACACAAUGCAAUGCACAUUAUAAAGAGAUCUAUCAAAUGAUGUACAGUAUACGUGACUGACUUUGAACAAUCAACACUAUUCAAUGAACUAUGUGCAGAUUGUGAGAAUAAUCUGCAGUGUUCAUAUAAGCAGAUGGGAUGUGUUACUUCCUUGUUGGUGUUUUGGUUUUGCUGUGUUGUAUCUAGAUUUUGUCACUGGAAGUGUCUACAGUCAUGUUAUUAAACUCUUUUUUGCAUUGUG
Molecule: messenger RNA, 1575 nt
Organism: Morone saxatilis (striped sea-bass)
Lineage: Eukaryota; Metazoa; Chordata; Actinopteri; Moronidae
Product: alcohol dehydrogenase 1-like
Exons: 9
Coding region: 130-1266 (378 amino acids)
Biological process (GO): formaldehyde catabolic process
Cellular component (GO): cytosol
Molecular function (GO): zinc ion binding; S-(hydroxymethyl)glutathione dehydrogenase [NAD(P)+] activity
Source: RefSeq, a predicted model, not a curated record